Molecule: messenger RNA, 255 nt
Organism: Eruca vesicaria subsp. sativa (arugula)
Lineage: Eukaryota; Viridiplantae; Streptophyta; Magnoliopsida; Brassicales; Brassicaceae
Source: the annotation of a GenBank genome assembly
AUGGAGAGAAGACAGCGAAAUCAUAAAGGGGCAGCUGAGCAAAUGAAGUUUUGUUGUAUCCGUUCUAAUGAAAUUAACUGGUGGAUGUCCUGUCCAUCAAUGGCUGAUCAGAUGAAUAAAUGCUCAGACGAGUUAAUUAUCCCAUCUAUUGCCAGUUCUUCGUGUGCACGUGCGAUCAAUGAAUGGUCCAGGAUUCGCGAGUACAGGAGGAUCCUGAAACGGGUAAAUCGAAUAAGUACGGUGCAGAAUGUUUAG